AUCUCAGUGCUAAAGUCAUGGAGCAUAGAAACAAUGUCACUGAAUUUAUCCUGCUGGGUCUGUUCAAUAAUCAAGAGGUAAAGGAAGCCUGUUUUGUUUUCUUUUUGCUUUGCUAUCUUGUGAUCUUGCUGGGAAAUCUCUUCAUCCUGACCACCAUAAGAUUUAGUCAACUCAGUGAACAGCCCAUGUACUUUUUCCUAAGUUACUUAUCUUUCAUGGAUGUCUGUUUCACCUCCACGGUUGCUCCAAAACUAAUUGUGGAUUUAUUGGCUCAAAGAGCAACCAUCUCCUAUGACAACUGCAUGACCCAGAUGUUCUAUACCCACUUCUUUGGAGCCACAGAGAUCUUCAUCCUGGUGGCAAUGGCCUAUGAUCGCUAUGUUGCCAUCUGUAAGCCACUACAUUACAUGGUCAUCAUGAGAAGACGAGUAUGCCAUCUUUUUGUGCUGGUCUCCUGCAUAGUGGCAUUCAUUCAUUCAAUCAUGCAAAUAUUGAUUGUUGUGCAGCUGCCCUUCUGUGGCCCUAAUAAAGUAGACCAUUAUUUCUGUGAUGUGUUUGCUCUGCUAAAACUGGCCUGUACAGACACUUUCUUGAUUGUUAUUGUAAUAAUUGGUACAUCAGGAAUGCUGGCUCUUUUGACCUUUGUGGUCUUGGUCAUUUCUUAUGUCAUCAUACUGACCACCUUGAGGACUCAGUCUUCAAAGGGUCGGCACAAGGCCUUCUCUACCUGUGCAUCACACAUUACUGUAGUCCUCAUGUUCUUUGUGCCCCUCAUCUUCACAUAUGUGCCUACUGGCAAUUCUUUCAGUGAUGAUAAGGUAUUUGCCCUCUUUUACACCAUCAUUGCCCCCAUGUUUAACCCUCUCAUCUAUUCCCUGAGAAACACAGACAUGAAGAAUGCUAUGAGGAAAGUGUGGCUUCAAAAACUGUUUUCCAAAGGGAAAUGAACUCUGGAUUGUAUACUCAUAUGCUGAUAUAAUCGUAAACAUAGAGCUAUCAUUAAAGGAAACAGACUUUCUGGCCACUCAGUGGUCUGAAGCAGAGGUAUUUAUGAGGUAUAAUCAACAUGAAAAAUUGUCAUAGGUAUUAAACUCAAAGAGUUUUGCCCUUCUAGUGUUGAACACUCAGUUAGACACUGAGUCAGAAAGGCAUUUAUGUUGGAAGACGGAUGUUCUGUGUGUUAAUGUGAGACCAACAAAUGAUUGUUUUCAAUGUUUGAAUUACUUCUUUUUCCUGCUAUCUUUUAGAGGCAAUAUAUUUUCAGAAUUAGAAGGAUUAUCACUGGCUAGUUCUUCCAACCUUCUAAAUUAAAAAAGAAAUUUCAUGUUACUGUGUACUCCAAGCUAAUUUAUCAGUCAUCUCUGAGGAUUUCCGCGGGAGAAAGCAAAUAGCUUUCAGAAUUAGCCAUUGUUACUUAAUUCUAAUAGUUGGAAAGUUUUUCUAGCAUUAAAAUGAAAAUUGUCUCUUUUC
Messenger RNA from Monodelphis domestica (gray short-tailed opossum), 1470 nucleotides. Its product is annotated as olfactory receptor 4P4-like. Gene Ontology annotation, molecular function: G protein-coupled receptor activity; olfactory receptor activity. NCBI's taxonomy places the organism in Eukaryota, Metazoa, Chordata, Mammalia, Didelphimorphia, Didelphidae. Gene Ontology annotation, biological process: G protein-coupled receptor signaling pathway. Gene Ontology annotation, cellular component: membrane. The record is from RefSeq and is a predicted model, not a curated record.